UGAAAUGUGUUGCAUUUCUAACCUCAUUUUCUCACCAUUGUUUAUUUUUCAAGUAAAUCACUACAAAGUGCGUUUAUGUCGUACCUUGAGCAGCAUUAACUUACAAUUUGGGACAUUGAUUGAAUGCAAAAAAUGGAUCCGGUUGAAGGGGGCGAAGUGAGCGUUGGUCAAGAGUGGCCAAAUAUAAAUACGAGAAAUGAAGACAAGGAAGAGGAGUCUUCAACAUUUGUCGACAAGAAAAUCCUCAGGAUGAUGAAAAUGAUGGGGUACCAGUCGGGUUUCGGCUUGGGUAAAAACAAACAAGGCGUGACGCAACCAGUCGCAGUUGAGCCACAUCUGAGUAAAAGAGGCUUAGGUUUAGAAAUAAAAAAUUUGGAGUAUUCCAAAGAAGAGUGGGAUUUCUCUUCAGAUAAACCAACAGUUGUGGAAAAAAUUGACUGGUUGUAUAGCCAACCAGAUUUGCAAAUCAGCGAGGAUGAGAUGGCGAAAUGGCUAAGGGAGGACAAACCAGUUAAUAAUAUGGACGAAGAGUCCAAUUUUUGUGAUAAACAAACAUUACACGAUGUUUUGAACGGAAAAAAUAUUUUCGACGUACUUGACCUCAAGGAACUUUGCCAAGCUCGCGCAAGAGCCAAUCCUUUUGAAACAAUCCGUUCUGUUUUUUUCAUGAAUCGAGCAUCGUUAAAAAUGGCGAAUAUUGACGCUGCCACUGAUUUCAUGUUCACAAAUAUAAAUGAAGGGGACUUGGGGCCCUAUUACUUUGCAGACGUUUGUGCCGGCCCUGGGGGGUUCACCGAGUAUAUUUUAUGGCGGAAGAAAUGGCUAUUCAAGGGGUUUGGGCUCACGUUACGUAGCGAGAACGAUUUUAAAUUAACGGAGUCAUUUUGUGCCUCUCCUGUCACUUUUUUGCCACUGUAUGGGGCCCAUGGUGAUGGUAAUGCUUGUUGUCCUGAAAAUAUAAGCGAUUUUAGUGAAAAAGUUUUAUUUGAAACGGAGAAUAAAGGAGUGCAUUUCAUGAUGUCAGAUGGCGGAUUUUCCGUUGAAGGCAACGAAAAUAUGCAAGAAAUUCUCUCAAAGAGUUUAUAUAUCUGUCAAUGUUUGAUUGCUUUAGAAAUUUUAAGGAACCACGGGCAUUUUGUGACCAAAGUAUUCGAUAUUUUUACGUGUUUUAGUGUUGGACUUUUGUAUUUAAUGUACAAUUGUUUUGAGAAAGUGUGCAUUUUGAAACCGAAUUCAUCAAGACCUGCAAAUUCGGAACGAUACAUCAUUUGUUGCAAUUACAAGGGUCGAGAGAAUGUUGCAAGUAUAAAAAAUUAUUUGAGAAAAAUAGUUCAAAGGUUGUGGGAACUAAAAAACGACAAUAAUUUAGACGUAACAGAAAUCGUACCUCUUUCUGUCUUAAAAAGUGAUCACAAUUUCUAUUCGUACGUUUGUAAUAGUAACAAUAGAAUAGCCAAAAACCAAACGAAAAAUCUCCAAAAACUCGCUGCCUUUUGUCGAAACCCUUUAUUAACAGAGUACCGACAGGAACAAUUGAGAAAACAGUGUCUAGAUUAUUGGAAAAUACCAGAUAAACCCAAAGUACCUCUCCCCAGGUACACAACUGAGGACCUACUUGACGAAACUGUCGAUAACCGAGAAUUACUUCUGGUACAGCCGCGAGAAAUUUACUCUAUUGAACAAUUACACACAGUGGUGGAUGACUUAAAUGAUUGGCAUUAUGCCUUAAUGCACUGUAAAAAGGCCACCAACAUUUGCAACUUUUAUGCAGUUCAUGUUGCCAACUUAAUUGCAGGGGUGGGAUUGUCGCGAGUCUACAGAUUGCAAUGCAAUAAAUGGGUGAGAGUGAAAAAUUUGCAGUUGGUCCGUGGAACCCUACUAUAUGGGGAAUUAGUCAAAGAAAAGUGUUCUAUGGAAAAUUCGGUGGGAAAAGUGGGGUAUAAGUAUAGUUUACACGUUAUAGAUGCUCUGCGACUGGGAGACCUCUAUUUGACUGAUUUAAAAUUUGACGAAAGAAUAAAAUUAAUUAAAGUCUAUUGUAAAGCGAUUAAUUAUGAAUUUCGCACUAAUAGUAUCAGGAUUCGUGCAAAAACAAUUGAUGAAUUGCAAUCCUUACCUCUGAAUGGCCAUUUAAACAAAGACAAGAUUUUUGGAACAUAUUUUUCUCCACUACCGGUUUUGGGAUAUAAAGUAAAUAACGAAUGUUAUGAAGUAAAUUCGAUUCUACUUUUAAAAACUAGCGAACACCAAUCGUUUCAUUCUACGUAUGUCUUGAGGGUACAAAUAUUUUUGGAAGAGGACCGACAAAAAUUUUUAUCUCUAGAGAGUUUAAUUGAGUUUAUUAGACAAAAAAAGGCUUUGCUGUGACAAGCCUGUGUUUUUAUUGUUUUAAUAAUAAGUAAUAGGAUUUUAACAAUUCACUUUUUUAGGGAUUAAAUGCAUUAUGCUCAUAAAAAACUCACUUAUACCUACCUCAGAUUGUCCACUUUUAAUUUGUGUUGUCUCGUAAAUUAGAAUAGAUUUAAUUAACACUUGUACUAUUAAGUAAUAAAUACUGUAAAUAGUUUUAGUAACAGAACUUUGUAAUUGUUUUUGAUGUGUUAAACUGAUAAGAAAUAUAUUUUUCAUAA
Molecule: messenger RNA, 2630 nt
Organism: Tribolium madens (black flour beetle)
Lineage: Eukaryota; Metazoa; Arthropoda; Insecta; Coleoptera; Tenebrionidae
Gene: Cmtr1
Product: cap-specific mRNA (nucleoside-2'-O-)-methyltransferase 1
Exons: 12
Coding region: 124-2367 (747 amino acids)
Biological process (GO): 7-methylguanosine mRNA capping
Cellular component (GO): cytoplasm; nucleus
Molecular function (GO): methyltransferase cap1 activity; nucleic acid binding
Source: RefSeq, a predicted model, not a curated record